AUGAAGAUAAAGCUUAGAUACAAUUCUUGGGUUCUCAACCAGCAAUACAACAGUGCACUCUCACUCACUAUAAGUCAUGCACUCACUGCACUCCUCGCUGCCUCAUUGCGUAUCAACCAGCAGCAUCAAUGGCCACCACCGAGCCACCACAAUGACGACGAUGACCAUGUGCCAGCGGAGGACGAGGACACGGGAGCGCAGGUCGCUCCGAUCGUGAAGCUCGAAGAGGUCGCCGUCUCCACUGGUGAAGAGGAAGAGGAUCCCAUCCUUGAUCUGAAAGCGAAGCUGUAUCGGUUCGAUAAGGAAGGGAAUGAGUGGAAGGAGCGUGGUGGUGGAAACGUUAAGCUGCUGAAACAUAAGGUCAGCGGGAAGGUGAGGCUCGUCAUGCGCCAAUCCAAGACGCUCUCAAGAUCUGCGCCAAUCAUCUUGGUAUUAUGCAUUGCUUUCUAUCUUUUCAGUUUUUGA
Molecule: messenger RNA, 465 nt
Organism: Glycine soja
Lineage: Eukaryota; Viridiplantae; Streptophyta; Magnoliopsida; Fabales; Fabaceae
Product: ran-binding protein 1 homolog c-like
Exons: 3
Coding region: 1-465 (154 amino acids)
Biological process (GO): intracellular transport
Cellular component (GO): cytoplasm; nuclear pore
Molecular function (GO): GTPase activator activity
Source: RefSeq, a predicted model, not a curated record